UCCAAAUUUGUAACCUUUCAAGAACAGCUGGCUCAGUGAGAGGAUAAUUAUAUUCAGUGAGAGUCUUUAAAUCCUGUCCUGUGGAACUCCAGCCAUUCAGACGCGGUGGCGCCAGGUCUUCACACGGUCACAGGAUAUGUAAAGACUUCAAUAACGAGCCAUUAUCCCCCAAUCAUCGGGAUCGAUCGGGCGUUAACAAGCGACUCUACAUAUGCAAAUGGAUGCGAGUGGCUAUAAAACCUUGGCUGCAGGCCACAACACGUUUCCUUGUGACAUUUGGUGGAUUUGCAGACCACUGAGCAGCAGCACCGUAGACAUGGUGAAAUACUUUUCCGUAGAGUGGUUGGCGCAGAGCCACAGCGGCGGCGGCGCGGCGAAGGAGGGGCAAAGAGCUUCCCCUGCGCACAGACCUCAUGUCCUCUGCAUGGUGCAGCCGAGCGCGCCAAUUUUUGGUAAAGGUUACCUGCAGCCAAAACCCAAGCCGUCAAAGGCCGCUAAGCAGGAAGGGUCAGAUGAGGUCAGAGAACCGCAGAGCUCCCGCGUCGGCUCAUCUUUACAUCCAGCAGACUUUUGCUCGCCAAUUUCUGAAGUGAGCGGGUAUUCCUCCGGGUACGAGAGCGAAGCGGAAUCCUCCGAGAUUCCGUCCGUGGAUGAAGGGAAUGAGGCGGAGAAAGACGCGCCGCAGCGCCGCGUGCGCACCAAGUUCACUCCGGAGCAGAUCAGCAGGCUGGAAAAGAUCUUCAGCAAACACAAAUACCUGGACGCAGGGGAGAGGGUGAAGACGGCGCAGAAGCUGGGCCUCACAGAAACUCAGGUCAGGACUUGGUUCCAGAACAGGCGGAUGAAGCUGAAACGGGAAGUCCAGGACUACCUCGCCCCCCAGAUCCCGUCGGUGUCCUUCCGCCCUCUGCACCCGGUUCAGUACCACCCCGUGGCCGCGCACCAGGCCCACUACACCUCGUCCGGCCGCGGCCUUUACCCGCUGCCCGUCCCGCAGCUGGUCCUGACGCAGCCGCUGACUCCUCACCCCGCGCCUCAGCUCAUGAUGCGGCAUCCACAUUUCUACUGAGCAAACUCCCAUAAGAGACUCUUCAUUUCGACACAGACACUUAUGAUCCCAAAAUGUGUAAUCCGAUUUGUGAGAAUUUUGUACAGAUUUUGUAUAAUUACGAAUAUAUCUAUUUAUAA
This is a messenger RNA of Poecilia latipinna (sailfin molly), 1188 nucleotides long. It is a transcript of the gene vox, whose product is annotated as ventral homeobox. Gene Ontology annotation, biological process: regulation of transcription by RNA polymerase II; cell differentiation. Gene Ontology annotation, cellular component: nucleus. The record is from RefSeq and is a predicted model, not a curated record. The coding region runs from base 212 to 1069 and encodes 285 amino acids. The transcript is spliced from 3 exons. Gene Ontology annotation, molecular function: DNA-binding transcription factor activity, RNA polymerase II-specific; RNA polymerase II cis-regulatory region sequence-specific DNA binding. NCBI's taxonomy places the organism in Eukaryota, Metazoa, Chordata, Actinopteri, Cyprinodontiformes, Poeciliidae.